AUGCGGACCUCCCGACCUGACCAGCCGUUUCGGGCGGUGCGGCACCAGUCGACCUCGGCUCUGGCGCUCGAUUCCGCGCUCGAAGCCACCGCCGCCGACGAGCCCUAUGACGACGGGACAGAUCACGUACGAUUUCCACCAUUGGAGCGGCUUCCGAAUGCCACCAAACUUCCCUCACCCUUGCCGGAACGGGCCUUGACGUCUGCCAAGCUAGCUGCCCUCCACGCCCGCCUGUCGUUGCCGCAGAAACUCCCGCUCCAGACGCUCGCGAGGGCGCUUGUCGACAUCUCUGCUGACGAGAACCCCCUGUUCAACAACGUCAAUCUCGCCUUUGUUGGCCAGACCAUCACCCACUACCAUGUCGCUGAGUGGCUGAUGUGCCGCUACCCCCGCCUGCCCAUGACCAUCAUGUAUGCCGCCAUGAAGGCCUAUGCCGGAGACGAAACCCUGCACAGUGUGGCGCGGUCAUGGGGUGUCGAGAGUGCCGCGGAGCCCGGUGGUGAGGUAGACUCGGGCCUGCUGCAAUUUUCCAUGUACAAGCCCGUCUCUCACAUCGGCUUCGGCUACGGGCGCAAGGACAACAGUCGAGUCGAGCAAGGAAGGUGGCGGCGCGGCAUCGCCAACAGAGUCCUCUUUGAUGACGAUUUCGGCGAGCAGAUCGGCUAUGAUACGAGAAAGAAGGCACAGAUCCCGACUUCGUCGCAGCGUACCUUUUCAUACGGCACGGAAGAAACCCGUGCGGCUGCCGAGAGAGCACACGCCGCUGCAGUGCGCGCCGUCGUUGGGUCAGUGUAUGCGCACUGCGGCCGCGAGGCGGGCAAGGCCUUCAUCCGGGCGCACAUCCUGUCGCGGACAAUCGACGUGUCGACGCUCUUCGAGUUCAAGUCGCCCGUGGUGGAGUUGGCCAGGCUGUGCCAGCGCGAGGACUUCGAGCCGCCCGUCGCCCGUCUGCUCUCCGAGACGGGCCGCCUGUCGCGCACGCCCGUCUUCGUCGUCGGCAUCUUCAGCGGCAAGGAUAAGCUGGGCGAGGCCGUGGCCGGCAACCUCGACCACGCCCGCUACAAGGCUGCCAUGAACUCCCUCAAGUCCUGGUACCUCUACAGCCCUGGCGAGAACGUCCGGGUGCCCAGCGAGAUGUUGGUAGAAGGCUCUAAGGCGUGGGAGCCCACAUACAUUGACAUUGGAGAGAUCAUCCACGGGUAG
This is a messenger RNA of Lasiosphaeria miniovina, 1203 nucleotides long. Its product is annotated as ribonuclease III domain-containing protein. The record is from RefSeq and is a predicted model, not a curated record. Gene Ontology annotation, biological process: RNA processing. Gene Ontology annotation, molecular function: ribonuclease III activity; structural constituent of ribosome; double-stranded RNA binding. The transcript has a single exon. Bases 1 to 1203 code for a protein of 400 amino acids. NCBI's taxonomy places the organism in Eukaryota, Fungi, Ascomycota, Sordariomycetes, Sordariales, Lasiosphaeriaceae. Gene Ontology annotation, cellular component: mitochondrion.